Molecule: messenger RNA, 7106 nt
Organism: Sorex araneus (European shrew)
Lineage: Eukaryota; Metazoa; Chordata; Mammalia; Eulipotyphla; Soricidae
Gene: LY75
Product: lymphocyte antigen 75
Exons: 35
Coding region: 30-5207 (1725 amino acids)
Molecular function (GO): signaling receptor activity
Source: RefSeq, a predicted model, not a curated record
CCGGCCGGCACCGCCUGGGCCCACUCGAGAUGAGGAUGAGCCGGGCCACCCCUCGCCGCGCCGCGGGGCUCCUCGUGCUGCUCCUCGGGGGCUUGGGGCUGGCGGAUCCCCCCGGCCACACAGGUAAUCAACCAUUCACCAUCAUCAAUGAAAACACAGGCAAGUGCAUCAAGCCACUGAAUGACUGGAUAGUAGCAAAAGACUGUGACAGCUCUAAGGACAUGUUAUGGAAAUGGGUAUCCCAGCAUAGACUUUUUCACUUGCAAUCCCAAAAGUGCCUUGGAAUAGAUAUUACCAAAUCCACGGAUUCCUUGAGAAUGUUCAGCUGCGACUCCAGUGCCAUGCUGUGGUGGAAAUGUGAGCGCCUUUCUUUGUAUGGCGCUGCUCAAUAUAAGUUAGCGCUGAAGGAUGGACAUGCCAUAGCAAGUACAAAUUCAUCUGAUUUCUGGAAGAAAGGAGGUUCAGAGGAAGGCCUGUGUGAUCAGCCUUACCAUGAGAUAUAUACCAGAGACGGGAACUCCUAUGGAAGAGCUUGUGAAUUCCCAUUCUUCGCUAAUGGGACAUGGCAUCAUGAGUGCAUUAUUGAUGAAAAACAUACUGGACCAUGGUGUGCCACCACCUUAAAUUACAAAGAGGAUCAAAAGUGGGGUAUCUGCCUAAUGCCAGAAAGUGGUUGUGACACUAAUUGGGAAAAGAAAGAGCAGAUGGGAAGUUGCUACCAAUUUAAUACACAGGCCUCUCUUUCUUGGAAAGAAGCUUAUGUUUCAUGUCAGAAUCAAGGAGCUGAUUUAUUGAGUAUCAACAGUGCUGCUGAAUUAACUUACCUUACAGAAAAAGAAGACAUUGCUAGAAUUUUCUGGAUUGGCUUAAAUCAGCUGUAUACUGCUAGAGGCUGGGAAUGGUCAGACCACAAGCCAUUAAACUUUCUCAACUGGGAUCCAGAUAUGCCUAGUGCACCGACAAUUGGUGGGUCAAGCUGUGCAAGUAUGAUUGCUGAGUCUGGUCUGUGGCAGAGUUAUUCCUGUGAGUCCCAGCUGCCCUACGUCUGCAAAAAACCACUGACUGAAACGGUGGAAUUAGCAGAUGUUUGGACAUACUCAGAAACCCACUGUGAUACAGGCUGGCAACCGAAUAAUGGAUUUUGCUAUCUGCUGGUAAAUGAAAGUGAUUCUUGGGAUAACGCACAUAAGAGAUGCAAAGCCUACAGUGGUGAUCUCAUCAGCAUUCAUUCUUUAGCAGACGUGGAGGUGGUUGUCACAAAACUCCAUAAUGGGGAUACCAAAGAAGAAAUAUGGACAGGCCUUAAGAAUACAAAUACACCAACUUUAUUUCAGUGGUCAGAUGGGACUGAAGUUACUCUAACAUACUGGAAUGAGAAUCAGCCAAAUGUUCCCUAUAACAAAACUCCCAACUGCGUUUCCUAUUUUGGAACGCUCGGACAAUGGAAAGUUCAAUCAUGUGAAGAGAAACUUAAAUAUGUAUGUAAGAAGAAGGGAGAAAAAAUAAAUGAUACGGAUUCUGAGAAGAUAUGUCCUCCAGAUGAGGGCUGGAAAAGACAUGGGGAAACGUGUUAUAAGAUAUAUAAGGAUGAAGUCCCUUUUGGAACCAAGUGCAAUCUAACAAUAACGAGCAGAUUUGAGCAAGAAUUCUUGAAUGAUAUGAUUAAAAAGUAUACUAAAUCCCAAAAUAAAUAUUUCUGGACUGGCCUGAGAGAUAAAGAUAAAUUUGGAGAGUAUAGUUGGUCAAGUGCUGGCGGAAGAAAGCAGGCUCUCACCUUUUCCAACUGGAAUUUUCUUGAGCCAGCUUUUCCAGGUGGUUGUGUGGCUAUGUCUUCUGAAAGAUCCCUUGGCAAGUGGGAGGUGAAAGACUGCAAUAGCUUUAGGGCACUUUCAAUUUGCAAGAAAAUAAGUGGACCCACUGAGACAGAAGAAGCAGCUCCCAAGCCCAAAAACUUAACCUGUCCUGAAGGCUGGCAUAGUGUAUCCUCAAAUCCUUUUUGUUAUAAGCUGUUUCACAGAGAGAGAAUUGUAAGAAAGAGGAACUGGGAAGAAGCUGAAAGAUUCUGCCAGGCACUUGGAGCACACCUGCCCAGCUUUAGUCAUGUGAAUGAAAUGAGGGAAUUUCUUCAAUUUUUAAUGGACCAGUUCAGUGACCAGCGUUGGAUGUGGAUAGGUUUGAAUAAAAGGAGCCCAGAUUUACAAGGAUCAUGGCAAUGGAGUGAUUAUACACCUGUAUCUACUGUUACCAUGCCAAAUGAAUUGCAGCAGGAUUAUGAUAUCAGAGACUGUGCUGCUGUCAAGGCUGUUCAUUGGCCAUGGCGAAGAAGCAGGUAUUUCUAUCAUGACAGAGAAUAUAUUUAUUUAAGACCUUUUGCUUGUGACACAAAACUUGAAUGGGUAUGCCAGAUUCCAAAAGGUCAAACUCCUAAAACACCAGACUGGUACAAUCCAGAGCGUGCUGGAAUUCAUGGACCUCCAGUUAUAAUAGAAGGGAGUGAAUAUUGGUUUGUUGCUGAGCCUCAAUUAAACUAUGAAGAAGCUGUCCUGUAUUGUGCUGGCAAUCAUAGCUCUCUGGCUACCUUAACAUCUUUUACAGAUCUCAAAGCCAUCAAAAACAAAAUAGCAAAUAUAUCUGGUGAAGAACAGAGGUGGUGGUUGAGAACGAUUGAACAGUCCAUAGAUCAUCGUUUCCUCUACUCACGCUAUCCAUGGCAUCACUUUCAUUCAAUAUUUGGAGAGGAGUGCUUAUCCAUAGCUGCCAAGUCCUGGCUUAGUGAUUUAAAUAAACUAACAGACUGUGGUACCAAGUUACCCUUCAUCUGUGAAAAAUAUAAUGUUUCCUCAUUAGAGAAGUAUAGUCCGGAUUCUGCAGCUAAAAUAAAAUGCUCUGGUGAUUGGAUUCCUUUUCAAAAUAAGUGUUUUCUAAAGAUCAAACCCAAGACUUUGACAUUUACUCAAGCAAGUGAUGUUUGCCAGUCCUAUGGUGGGACCCUUCCUUCAGUGUUGAGCCAGACAGAGCAAGAUUUUAUUACACACUUACUUCCCGGUAUGGAAACAACUUUAUGGAUUGGUUUGCGCUGGACAGCUUAUGAAAGGAUAAACAGAUGGACGGAUAAUCGAGAGCUAACGUACAGUAACUUUAACCCACUACUGGUUGGUCGGUGGCUGAAACUACCAACAAAUAUUUUUGAUGAAGAUUCCCACUACCACUGUGCAAUGAUGGUCAACAUCCCAAAGUCACGUUUUAUUGGAACAUGGAAUUUUACUGCCUGCAAUGAAUACCAUACUCUGUUUCUCUGUCAGAAAUAUUCAGAAGUGGAAGACAGACAGACCCCGAAGAAUGCUUCAGAAACUGUGAAGUAUCUCAAUAAUCUGUAUAAAAUAAUCCUGAAGAAUAUGACUUGGUUUGAUGCUCUGAGUGAGUGUCACAAAGCUAAUAUGCAACUGGUUAGCAUCACAGACCCUUACCAGCAGGCAUUCCUAACUGUGCAGGCCACCCACUAUAACGCCUCUUUAUGGAUUGGACUCUCCAGUCAAGAUGAUGAACUCAAUUUUGGUUGGUCAGAUGGGAAGCGUCUUCAGUUUAGUCGCUGGGAUGAUAAUAAUAAUGAGCAACUUGAAGAUUGUGUAGUGUUAGACACAGAUGGAUUCUGGAAAACAUCAGAGUGCAAUGCUUAUCAACCAGGUGCUAUUUGCUACUAUGCUGCAGGAAAUGAGACUGCAAAAGAGGUCAAACCCACUUACAACAUUCAAUGUCCAUCUCCUGUUCUAAAUACUCCAUGGAUACCAUUUCAGAAUAGUUGCUACAAUUUCCUGAUUACAAAGAAUAGACAUACAGCAAAAACACAAGAGGAAGUUCACUCUAAAUGCCAGAAAUUGAAUCCCAAAUCACAUAUUCUGAGUAUUCGAGAUGAAAAUGAGAACAACUUUGUUCUUGAACAACUUCUACACUUCAAUUAUAUGGCUUCAUGGGUUCUGUUAGGUCUCACUUAUGAAAAUAAUUCCCUUAUGUGGACUGACAAGACCAUGCUGUCAUAUACAAACUGGAAAAGAGGGAGACCGGCUCUAAAGAAUAGCAAAUUCUUUGCUGGCUUGAAUACUGAAGGCUUGUGGGAUAUUCAGACCUUUAAUGUUAUUGAAGAAAUGCUGUAUUUUCAACAGCAUAGCAUUCUUGCUUGUAAGAUUGAAAUGGUUGAAUACAAGGAAGAAUAUAAUACUACUCUGCCACAGUUUAUUCCAUAUGAAGAUGUUAUUUAUAAUGUUAUUCAAAAAAAGCUAACAUGGUAUGAAGCAUUACAAACAUGUUCUCAAAGUGGAGGUUAUUUAGCAAGUGUCCAUGACCAAAAAGGCCAGCUCUUCCUAGAAGAUAUUGCAAAACGUGAUGGAUAUCCACUGUGGGUUGGGCUCUCAAGUCAUGAUGGAAGAGAAUCAAACUUUGAAUGGUCUGAUGGCAGUGCAUUUGACUACAUUCCAUGGAAAGAGAAAAUAUCUGAAGGAAAUUGUGUUGUCUUGGAUCCAAAAGGAAUUUGGAAACAUGAAAAAUGCAAUUCAAUUAAGGAUGGUGCUAUUUGUUAUACAUUAAAAACACGUAAAGAGGUUUCCUCUUAUACAUAUUCCUCAAGAUGUCCAGCAGCAAAACAGAAUAAGUCACAGUGGAUCCAAUAUAAGGGUCACUGUUACACAUCUGACCAGUCAUUGCACAGUUUCUUAGAAGCCAAACAGUUUUGUUCAGAACUUGAUAAUUCUGCAGGUGUUGUUACCAUAAUGGAUGAGGAUGAGAAUAAAUUCGUGAGCAAACUGAUGAGGGAAAAUAACAAUAUUACCAUGAGAGUUUGGCUUGGAAUGAUUAUACGUUCUGAUAAGACUUCACAUUGGUUGGAUGGAUCAGAGGUUAAAUUUGUCAAAUGGGCAGAUAAAAGUAAGCGUGGUAGUGGGAAAUGUGGCAUUCUUUUAGCUUCAAAUGAAACUUGGAAAAACGUUGAUUGUACACUUGGCUAUGGAAGAGUUGUCUGCAAAAUUCCUUUAGGUCCUGAUUACAGAGGAAUUGGUAUCACAUUUGCUGUGCUAAGUAUCCUCGCUCUCAUCAUCGGACUAAUUUUCUUCCUCAAGAAGAGGAAGCGUUUGCACUGGCCGGGAUUCUUCUCUUCAGUUCGCUAUGAACAAGGAGUAAAUGAAGAUGAGAUUAUGCUUCCUACUUUCCACGACUAAAUUCUUUUAAAAGUUUGCUGGUUUGCACUAAUGUGUUAGGGAAAAUGAGCCAUUGAAAUUUUUCCCAGUGUCAGUAUUUACUGUGUUCCAAAGUAGAAGCCUUAAGUAGUUUUCUCAGUUGCUCAGUUGCAAUGCUGGUACGCACACUUUCUCACAAAGUGUAUUUUUAUCUAGCUAAUAAUAUGGGGAGGAAGACCAAGCUAUUUGUUGGAUAGUAAGUUUAAUAUUCAUUUUCUCUGUAAGAAUAUGGUUGGUCAUUAGGAUAAUGUUUCUGUUUUGUUUUGGGGACACACCCACAUUAGUGUUCAGGGCUGACUCCUAGCUCUGUACUCAGGGAUCACUCCGGGUGGGGCACAGGAGAUGUGUGGGUUCUGGGGAUGGACUCCAGGUUAGCCUCAUGCAAGGAAGUGCCCUACCCUCUGUACUAUCACUCCAGCCCAGGAAAUGUAUGUUUUAACGAUAUUUUAGCACAACUUCCUAGAAAACUUAAAUGGGCAUAUUGCUCUGACACACAUCUACCUUUUGUAAGAAGAGCUAUUUUGAAGAAUGUCUGGCCAAACACAUUAGUACCUCAAAGUAAAAUUGCAACUGUAACUAUUAUCAAUAUUGUUUCAAAAUAGUCCUAUGUAGCAUUUGCAGAAAAUUCUUAAACAUGGAGGCAUGCUUAUUUUUUUCAUAUAGUAAAACAAUACCUCUUGCUGUAUGAUUCCUUUUAUUUUAUUAAUUUAUUUUUGGUUUUUUGUGUGGUACUGGGGAUCAAACCCAAGACUAUACAUAUGUAAGACAUGUGUCAACUACCUAGCCCCCAAUUUCUUGUUUUUGUUUUGUGAGUGCCAGGGAUUUAACCCUUGCACACGUGAGACGUACUUUCUACCACUGAGGUAUGUCCCUGAACAAGAUGCUUUUGCACUAUUCUAAAAAUAUUCCAUGUCAAUAUUACCUAAAUGUCUACUUUUUGUAUUCAUGAAACUAGCUUUUAAAAUAUUUUGUACUUAAUCGUACAUACCCUGUAGCAACAUCUUUUUAUUUCUUUCUUGUGUAUAAACUUUUUUAAGGGUGUGGCUUAGAAUAAAUGUUUUUGUUUGCUUGCUUAUUUCUUACUUUUUUUCAGUACUAAGAAUUGAACUUAGGGCCUCAUACAUGUAAAGCAAGUGCUCUACCACAAAGCUACAUCCAGACAACUAGGAUAAGAUUUUUCAAGAACUUUGCAAUUUAUAUACCUUAGAUGGCAUUCCAACUUUUGAAUAAAUUUUUUUAUUACUUGAAUAUUAUAUGAACUAAAGAGAGAAGAGGAUCUGUGAAAAUUAUUGUAUAUCUUGCAUUUGUACUGAUGAAAAUUUUAUGGUAAAACUUUCAACCUUGUGAUUACUACUAAAAAUUCAAACUUAUUAAUUUUACAACAGAUUUUUAAUAAUAACUGUCACUGGACAUAUAAAUGUUUUAUUUUAUGUUUAACUUAUAUUUGUGUAUUUAGAAUGUAUUUUUUGAAAUUCAUAGUUUAAAGAUUAGGCUGUUUGUACUAUGAAAAAGUUGUAAAUAAUUUUCUGAGAGUUUUUGUACAGUCUACAACUAUAGUAUAACUUUUUGGGAAAAUUAUAUUCAGUUGUUAGAUUAGGAUUUUCAUUCUUUGAUCUGUAUGCUUUUAGUUAUUAAGAUUUUCUUCAAACAACUAAACCAAAUUGAUGGGAACAGUGGACCUAUGUAGAGUUGUGGGUGAUAGAGUAAUUGCUUUUUUUCCAUUUUUUAAAAUAAAACUGUUUUGAUCCUUGUGGAAAAUAAUGUUAUCUAAGUUGUAUUUUAUUAUGAUAGCAUAUAGUGAAAAAGUGGGUCCAGCUAUGGUAAAGUCAUUCUUAAGAAUUUGUGUGCAUUUAAAAAAGAAUAAAUAUAAUCAUUCCUACA